This is a messenger RNA of Wallemia ichthyophaga EXF-994, 2025 nucleotides long. Its product is annotated as Putative endo-1,3(4)-beta-glucanase 2. NCBI's taxonomy places the organism in Eukaryota, Fungi, Basidiomycota, Wallemiomycetes, Wallemiales, Wallemiaceae. Bases 1 to 2025 code for a protein of 674 amino acids. The transcript is spliced from 3 exons. Gene Ontology annotation, molecular function: endo-1,3(4)-beta-glucanase activity. The record is from RefSeq and is a predicted model, not a curated record.
AUGCCGUUCGAUCACCAACCCCACCCUCAUCUUACCUUGCAGAACGAUCAUCCGAUACACAGCCAUUCAUUCUAUUCAAAUAUUCUUAUAAAUUCCAGCUCAACUGACCCCAUUUAUCCUUUACCGUAUGUUAUUAGAAAUCAGAACGGUAGUCUGAUCGUCAGCUGUCCAUCUGAACGUCAAUUGGCAUGGGGUCCUCAAUCUGAAAAUGGAAUUGCCUGCAAGUUCUUUUGGAUGCCUUUUAUCGGUUCAUUAUCCUUUACAAACGAUGCGGGUAAUCUGAAUGAUAUCAGUCUCAGUGACAUGUCUUCAUUUUUCGUAAAUAUUACUCUCAAAACUUCUGCCUCUAGUAAUUCUUCUUUGAGGGUACCAAUUUCAAGAGGCUCGGCUUUCGUCACAGGUAUUUACAGCAGAAUCAAACCAGUCCUAAGAUCACAGCUUGCGUUUGAGGAUAGCUUGCCAAGCUCUGAAAAUAGCUCCAAGCAGCUUGUAAGCUGUAACGAUGGUGGCAAAUGGGUCAUAUACACUUGGCCUCCCAUACGUUGGACUAAGGAUGACAUGCAUACCCUUUCGCCAGUCAACGCAGACGACUCCUGGUGUGGUACUGUGCAGAUUGCCAAGCUAUCUGAUGAGGAGACUUCUAGCGUUGCCAUCUAUGACAGCUUUUGCGGGUCUUGGUCUGAGGGUAUGGAGCUAAAGACAUCUUUUCCUAGUGCUAAAUCGGGCACUUAUUGCUUCAAGCACAAGCAGAAUACGACUGCAAAAUCUACACUGUUUCAUCUUUUACCACACCAUCUGAACUCAUUAAUACUAGAAAAAGGAGUAAAGCAAGAAAGGCUAUCUUUAAGCACUCCCUCGAAUGGUCCAACUUCAUUGGUUUCAUCGAUAACUGGUGAAUUUUCAUUCAAACACACAUUGCCAUCUAUGCAAUUACAACCACAGCGCUUUAAUUUACAAUCGCCCACCGAAGGUUUGUGGCUUGAACAAACACUACGAGAAGAGCUCUCCUUAGACUGGCUGUCGAAGGUAUCGAGUGAGCCGAGCUUGUAUUUUGCUGGUAAACUUGUCGGGAGACUCGCUAAUGCGGUAGUAAUCGCCUAUUACGUGCUCUCUAAUCACGACUUAAACACAUUUGCAUCAGAUAUUCUUAGCAGCUGCCUUGAUCUUCUUCUAAGCGACAAAAGACCUUUUCCCCUUAUUUACGAUACUACAAUCGGUGGAAUCAUUUCAUCUGCAGCUCAUGUCACGAACGAUCCUUUGUCGGAUUUUGGCUCGUCGUUUUAUAAUGAUAUACACUUUCACGCUUCGUAUCUGGUUUACGCAGGUGCUGUCUUGCUUUCGCAGCAAGCACUAUCCAGUGAUCUCAAGGCGAAGCUAUCUGAGAUAGUGAACUCUGUCAACUCUUUAAAAGAUACUAGUCAAUUUUGUGCUCAUAGAGCAUUCGAUUGGUACGUGGGCCAUUCAUGGGCGAGGGGUUUGAUACCAAACACAGACGGCAAGGAUGAAGAAAGCACAUCUGAGGCGGCGCACUUCUAUUAUUCUGCCUCACUUUUCGCUGAAGGGAUUGGUGAUACAGUUCAAUCACUGACAGCUCGUCUCCAAUUAGCUGCCAUGCAAACAUCAACAAGCCACUAUCGCCUUCUGGACGAUAGUAACACAUGCAUGCCGCCCCGCUGGCGUGGAAAUAGAGUUGGUAUGUGUUUCGAAAAUAAGCGUGAUCAUGGCACUUGGUUCUCUCAAGAUAUCCAUUGCAUACAUGGCAUUCACAUACUGCCACUAUCACCCAUUACUCCUUACAUUAGGAAUCCAGAUUUCAUAUCGCAGGAGUUUGAAUCUCAUUUGCGUUCUGUCCUUCCCACAAACAGUGGUUGGGAUGCGGUAAUUCUGACUAAUUGGGCUUUUUCAAGCUAUCAAGAGGCAGCAAAGUACGUCAAGUAUUGGGUAGAGAACGCUCCAGACGCAAGCUUCGAUCCUGGAUUAUCGAGAUGUUGGGCGUGGGUUUUGGCAGCGAGUAAUAUCAAAUGA